Messenger RNA from Daldinia childiae, 792 nucleotides. Its product is annotated as putative endonuclease LCL3. Lineage: Eukaryota; Fungi; Ascomycota; Sordariomycetes; Xylariales; Hypoxylaceae. The record is from RefSeq and is a predicted model, not a curated record. The coding region runs from base 1 to 792 and encodes 263 amino acids. Gene Ontology annotation, cellular component: mitochondrion; cytoplasm. The transcript has 2 exons.
AUGGUAUGGCCUUUCACCUCUGCCUCUGGGAAAGAUGGUGAUUCUUCGAGACGACCAGUCUCUUGGUCUGACAGUUUAAACGGUACCGACUGGCAACAUUACAAAGACCCUAGAAAUUGGGUCCCGACUUUGCUUGUAACGACAACCGUUGUCGCCUCCUUGCAGAUCUACCGUUCAUACCUACGUCGAAUCCCCGGUACUAUUCAUAUCCGUCCGAAUUUUUUCAGGAAGAGAAGCAUCUUCGGUCAAGUUACGAGUGUCGGAGAUGGAGAUAACUUCCAUUUAUACCACACACCGGGUGGUCGUCUAGCGGGGUGGGGAUGGCUACGAAACGUCCCGGUCAAGAGGGUAGAGUUGAAGAAUAAGACGAUUCCUAUACGUAUCGCCGGUAUUGACGCACCAGAAGGCGCCCAUUUCGGACGACCUGCCCAACCAUUCUCAACGGAUGCUCUCGCCUGGUUAUCCGAAUAUAUACUUGGGCGAAAGGUUCGAGCAAAGAUCUACAGACGUGACCAAUACGAUCGUGUCGUCGCUACCGUAUUUGUAAGACGGUUCCUUAUCCGUCGUGAUGUUGGCUUGGAAAUGUUGAAGCGAGGUCUGGCUACAACAUACGAGGCUAAGAGUGGUGCUGAAUUUGGUGGUCUUGAGGAGAAAUAUAAGGCUGCAGAGAGUAAGGCAAAGGCUGCGAAGAGAGGGAUGUGGGGUGGUAACCCGCAAUUCUUUGAAAGCCCUCGCGAUUAUAAGACCCGAAUGGGUGUAGGGGAAUCGCAAAAUAGCAACACCAAGUUAUGA